Aspergillus novofumigatus IBT 16806 is the source of this 1612-nucleotide messenger RNA. RefSeq names its product glycoside hydrolase family 43 protein. Gene Ontology annotation, biological process: carbohydrate metabolic process. NCBI's taxonomy places the organism in Eukaryota, Fungi, Ascomycota, Eurotiomycetes, Eurotiales, Aspergillaceae. The coding region runs from base 390 to 1574 and encodes 394 amino acids. The record is from RefSeq and is a predicted model, not a curated record. Gene Ontology annotation, molecular function: hydrolase activity, hydrolyzing O-glycosyl compounds. The transcript has 2 exons.
CUGGAUUGGUGGAUGGGCCACUUUCUGUUCCGCAGAGGUCUAAUUCUGGAACUCAGUAGUCAGUACCUGUAAGUUGGUACCUUGAUCGUCCCGCCGGUCCCUGACCAGUUGGCCUUCUUGCAUCCUGAUUUCUGUGGCGUAGCAACGGCUGAAUUGAGUUCUGGGCAGAGCCCUUAUCACAGCCCAUGGUCUGCCGUUAGGCUUUGGCGCCAUAAAAUCUCAAUGGCUCAAUUGAUCUCCUCUUCCCACACUUUCCUGAGCAUAAGAUAGAGUAGUCAACUUCGUUCGAGCCAUGCAUCGUUGAUAUUGUUGCCUGUUGACACUCUUUACCGCUCUCUAGAGCACAUGUUUGAUUAAAGGCUCGUGGGCUGGUCGAUCACUGGGAAAGAAUGACAGGACGCCGCCUCCUUUCCACGCAAACUACCAAGAAGGGCCAGCUCACGUCUUCUGUUCAUUCUCUGCAGCCAGAGGAUGAGGCACCAUCGAAGCCCUGGUCGGCUUUGUUCACGCCGAGGCCCUUAACGCGAAAGAAAAUCAUCAUCCUUGGAAUAACAGGAUUCCUGAUAAUAGCGAUCAUCGUCGUGGUGAUAACUGUUCCCAUCGUCCUCCUGCGUCACCGAGAGCCUUCUGACCACCCGAGCUAUCAUGAUGAGUCGAACCGACCGAUCUACGCCGUAUACAAUUUUCCCGAUCCUGGGAUUAUCCGUGUCAAUGGCACGUGGUAUUCCUAUGCAACCAAUGCGGCCAUAAACAAUUCCGAGGUUGCGCACAUUCCGGUGGCUACGUCUCAGGACCUGAAGAAUUGGACGCGGUUAGAUGGUUACGAUGCCGUGCCUACAUUGGCAGCUUGGGAAAAGGGCGUGAAUCACUGGGCUCCAGAUGUUAUUCAACGAAAUGACGGUAAAUUCGUGCUGUAUUACUCUGGGGAAUUGAAGAACUGGAAGCGCCAUCACUGCAUUGGUGCCGCAGUCUCAGAGAAGGAAGACCCUCUAGGACCUUACCAGCCCAUGUCGGAACCUCUUGCUUGCCCCCGGGAACAUGGCGGUGCCAUUGACCCGUCGCCGUUUCGAGACACAGACGGAAAACUGUAUGUCACGUACAAAAGCGACGGGAAUAGCGUCGGCUACGGCGGCGACUGUAACAAUGGCAAGAAACCCAUUGUCAAAGUCCCCAUCAUGCUUCAGGAGCUCCAAGACGACGGUAUCACCCCAGUUGGGGACCCCAUCGAGAUUCUCAAGAACGAAGAGGAAGAUGGGCCUCUGGUCGAGGCGCCCAACAUCAUCCGGACCGACCAGGGCUAUUACUACCUUUUCUUCUCUUCCCAUUGCUUCACUUCUCCGAAGUACGAUGUCAAAUACGCCUACUCGAUGUCUUUGAAGGGACCGUAUAAGAGGGCCCCUCGCGCCUUACUCAAAACGGGAGACUUUAACCUGACGUCUCCGGGAGGGGCUACCGUAGCUCCUGACGGGACAUUUAUGAUAUUCCAUGCCAAUUGUGCACCAAAGAGAUGCAUGUAUGUAACGGGGAUAGAUAUAGGUGCAGACAACUUGAUCACACUUAGUGGACUCAGGUGAUGCUAUGCUGGCCAUAGCAUCGAAUUAGAUACUGGAGA